AUGCCAGGUAUUACCAAGUACAACCUCGUGGAUGAUGUGCACGACCUGAGAAUCCCCAUGCACAACGAGGAGGUUUUCAAACAUGGGCUGUGCUUCGAGGCCAAGUACAUCGGGAGUCUGGAGGUGGGGCGUCCAGGCAGCAGGAUGGAGAUAGUGGCAGCCAUGAGGAGAAUCAGAUACGAGUUCAAGCUGAAGAACAUCAAAAAGAAGAAAGUGAACAUAGUUGUGUCGACCGACUCUGUCAGAGUUCUACUGAGGAAAAAGAAGAGAAAAGGCUGGUCUUGGGACGACAAUACCCUUCUUGUGACUCAGGACCCAAUUUACAGGAUCUUCUAUGUUUCACACGAUGCACAAGACCUCAAAAUAUUCAGCUACAUCGCCAGAGACGGAGAGAGCAACAUUUUCCGCUGCAAUGUGUUCAAGUCCAAGAAAAAGUCUCAGGCCAUGAGGAUUGUCCGGACCGUGGGCCAGGCGUUCGACGUGUGCCACCAGCUCAUUGCACAACAGAAAGAGGGCGAGGGUGAGGACGAGGGCGCAAAAGGGGAGGAGUCUGCAGUCGUACCAGCCCAGAAGAAGUUUGCUGUGUCUUCUGAGACUGACCUUGAAGCCACGACAGAGGAGAGCAUCGAGUGUACGUCUUCAUCAGAACCAGAAAAAAGCAGAAAGGAAGAGGUGAACACCGGCGCGGCAAAGGACACGACCGUGCUGCUGCACUCCUCGCUCCUCAGAGACUCGGCUCAGGCGGAGGAGCACCAGCUGCAGCUCCUGCAGAAGCAGUUGCAGCAGCAGGAGCAGCAGGCUUUGUCUGCCAACGCACAGGUGCACGUACUGCAGCAGCAACUCUCGGUGGAGGUGUGUGCGCGCUCAGAGGCUCAGGCUCGAGUCCAACAGCUGCUGCAGCAGAACACUGACCACCUGCAGCACAUUUCUCUGCUGGUCAAACAGAUCCAAGAGCUGGAGCUCAAAACUGUCGGACAUCUAUCCUCCAUGGGCUCACAGGACAGUCUUCUGGAGAUCACUUUCCGUGCUAAGCGCCCGUCCUGUGAGGCCCCUUCAGUAUCAGUGGCCCUGCUGGCAUCCCAACACCAGAUCAGUGACGCCUGGUCCUCCACCCUCCCAGGGCAGUGCUCUCCUGGCUCUGCCCCUGAUGACAACUCUGUGGGGCUGAGGGCGAGUGCCGUGAGGCUGGAGUGUUUCCGCUUCCCCACCAGGGGACUGGACCGGCAGGAGCAUGACCUUGGAGACACACCCAGUGAGGAAAGCUCCCCUCUGGGGGAGCAGGUCCUGGGCGCUCUGGAGCUGCUGCGGUUCAGAGAGUCAGGGAUCGGCUCUGAAUAUGAGUCCAACACUGAUGAGAGUGACGACCGGGACAGCUGGGGGCAGGGGGAGGGGCUGACCCCAGACGGAGCACCUCGGCUGUUUAAUGUGCUGAACGCUGAAGUUCUAGCAGACUCUUUGGACGACACAGAGAUGGCUGUAUAG
Messenger RNA from Knipowitschia caucasica, 1482 nucleotides. The record is from the annotation of a GenBank genome assembly. Lineage: Eukaryota; Metazoa; Chordata; Actinopteri; Gobiiformes; Gobiidae.